This is a messenger RNA of Pelodiscus sinensis (Chinese soft-shelled turtle), 4193 nucleotides long. The record is from RefSeq and is a predicted model, not a curated record. Lineage: Eukaryota; Metazoa; Chordata; Testudines; Trionychidae.
AUGGCUUCUUUUUAUCAGCAGCAGAUCGCAAUUGUUUCAAGAAAAAAUCCAGAGGAUGUCCGGGAGAUAGUCGUUUGGAAAAGAUACAGUGACUUUAAGAAACUGCACAAAGAUCUCUGGCAAAUUCAUAACAACAUAUAUAAGCAUACAGAAUUGUUUCCACCUUUUGCCAAAGCAAUAGUAUUUGGGCGGUUUGAUGAAUCUGUGGUUAAAGAAAGAAGACAAUGCGCUGAAGAUCUGCUGCAGUUUUCUGCCAAUAUCCCUGCUUUAUAUAAGAGCAAGCAGUUUGAAGACUUUUUUAAGGGUGGUGAGGUGCAUGAUGGGUCUGAAUUGAUUGGUCCUGUUGAGCCUUUAUCUGAUUCCUUGAUUGACAGCUUAUCCGACUGCAGUUCUGAAGUUCAAAAGGAUUUAAGUAGACUUGAUGAUGUGACGCUUACCAGUCAAUCAGAAUGUGGAGGUCUCUCCAGUGAUAGUGACCUCAUCUCUUUGACAGUUGAUAUAGACUCCCUUGCUGAAUUAGAUGAUGGAAUGGCAUCCAACCAGAAUUCUCCCAGUAAAGCUUUUGGUCUCAGCCUUGCUUCAGAGUCCUUAGGACAAGGUGCUACUGCUUCUGAUAGUGAGUGGAACAAGUCGGAAGGCGAGAGGGAGAGUGAGAACCGUAGUCUGUUUCCUGGGAGCUUAAAACAGAAGCUUGGCAAGCAAGACUACUUGGAAAAAGCAGGGCAGCUGAUCAAGCUGGCAUUGAAGAAGGAGGAAGAAGAAGACUAUGAAGCUGCUAUUAGCUUUUAUCAGAGAGGGGUCGAUCUGCUCCUGGAAGGUGUUCAAGGUAUGGAUCUUCUCACUGCCCUGAAUGAGUUUUUUGAUAUGUUAAUCUUCUAUAACUGACAACAGUUUAGUAAUUGUUCAAUGGCAAAUGGUGUGCAGUUGAGAACUGAAGUGUGUUUGUGUGGUUUCUCUUAUCUGGGACUAUUUUUGAACAGGAAUGCUGAGUAUCAAAUACCUGUUUUCAAAAAUGAACUGCAAUCUUAAAUGCUGAGUUUCAGUUUAACUCUGUAAAUUUUCCCUUUUAUUGCACAUGAAUUAUUCUUUAUGUACCAUUGGGAAUAAUUAUUUAAAAUCCUUCCAGUUUGCAAAACAAUUGUAACAUAACUUAUGUGGUUAAGGGAGGGUUAAUUAUUCCCUCUUGACACAUAGAGAAAUGGACUCAGGGUAACUUUUCAAACACCUCAAGGAGCAGAAGUGUUUCUGCCUCCCAGCCCUCUUUCCAGUCCGCUAGUCCACCUUGCCUUUUCUAGGUAAAAGACACACAUACAUGUAAACGGCCAUCCAGGUUCUGUAUUAUAGAGCUAUUUGCAUUGCCAGAGGAGAACAGAGUUGUAUGCACAUAUGACCUCACCCCUGCAAAAUGUCAGUUUGCAAAUGCUGAAGUUAACAGAUAGAGCGUCCUGCUUGUCAUUCAGGGAAAGCUUCCAUCCCUGGUAUCCCCACCCCCAACCCCUACAUUUUAGCAGCCUUUCAAGCCAAUGAAAGUUGAAAUCUGUUAACUUCUCAUAUGGCUGCAGGAGUUGCAGCAGAGCAGUAGGAGUGAAUUCAGAGCCUGUGCAGAACUCACAACCUGUGCCAGCCUGCUGAGAAUACAAGACUAGACUCCAUGGCCAUAUCUUAUUUGACAGUGCAAAGUCACAGGUUGAGCAGAUCGAGACAUUAACUUCAGUAUUCCCACCCAGGCCAGUUUUCAGAUUUUUACUGUAUUUCAUAAAGACACAUGCACUGAUCUUCUGGAGGGGUCCCUGUAUGGUUCUGUGAAUGGGUGUUGCCUGAGUACUGCUUUGUAUGCUGUAAAGCAGAAAACAGUAGGAAUAGUAUUGGUGAAAAUGUAGGUGAGGGGCCAAGAGUAUGCGCUUAACCUCGCCUAGAAACAUGCCAACUCAUUGUUCGUAAAUCUACCUCUUGCCUUUCCUCUGGCUGCUUCUUUGCUUGUCAUAGCUUUUCACUGGCACUUUGUCUCUACUUAUCCAUCUCAGCAACAUGCUUUUCAUUUCAGACACAGAGUAUGUGGGGAAUCUCUGUUGGUGGCAGCCCUGCUAUUCAUUCUUUGUUAAUAUACUUUCUUUUAGGAUGUUGUGUGUUUCACUACUGCUUCCAUUUUGUCAUAACCACUUCUGCUUUUUUAACCAUAAUGCAAGGCUCUUAUUUGCAGCGUCUGCAUAAAAGGGCCUUUUUGACUAAUCUGUCUGAAUUCCUAGUUUGCUACAGUUGUUAGAGUUUUUCUCUAAGAACUAAGAGACUUCUUCCUUUCUCUAAUAUUAGCUAGCUCUUUGCAUAGCUAUUUUGGACAGUCCUAAUUCCCAGUCGUCUUUUCUAAGAUCUAACCCAUUGGUAUCCAGGAUUUUCAGCUGGAUGGUGAAAUAUUAUUUUAGAAGAGUCAAAGGAUCCUCCAGCAAGAGUGGGGCAAGUGAAUACGGAAGUGUUAUUUACCUCUUUACUUAAGUUAGGAACCCUGGGUCACCCAAUGAAAUUAACAGUCAGAAUGUUUAAAACAAACAUAAGGAAAUUAUUCUUCACAAAGUCAAUCUGUAGAAGCGGUUGCCAGUGAAGCUGUGAAGGCCAAAAGUAUGACAAGGUUCAAAAAUUAUUAGGAAAGUUCAUGGAUGGUAUGUCAGUCAAUGGCUGUUAGCCAAAAUGGUCAGGGAUGCGACCCCAUCCUUCAGGUGUCCCUAAACCUCUGAUUGCCAGAAACUGGGGCUGCGUGAUGGGAGAUAGAUCACUUGGUAAUUCUGCUAUUAUUUUCAUUCCCUCUGAGCGUCUAGAACUAGCCACUCUUGGAAGUCAGGAUAUUGGGCUUGCUGAGCAUUCCUAUGUUAGUAUUUUUUUUUUACGAAUUUUCUGCCCUUUUUGCUUCCUUUCUACCACAUGGGCAGCAGUAGUAACUGCUGAAACUCUGUGCUGGGGAUGCCUCCAGUGUGGGAGAGUUCAGUGUUGGUGCAGAGCUAGUACAGCUGGCACUUAAGUCUUUCUCUGCUCAUAUGACAGGUCCUCUGUGCUAGGGUUUGGGGAUCAGGGAGCGGAUGUGGCUGGAAUGUGUUUCACUCUGCUGCCUGCUGGCAUGUAAUGCCUUGGAAUCCAUAGCCAGCUAAUCCAGGUUAGAGCAGCCCCAGAGUUGCUCAAAAAUGGGCUGGAGCUGGGAAGCUGGGAGUUGUCCCCGAUUGCUCGUUCUGAGCUUGUCACUUCCCUCUUCUAUCCGGGCCCUCACAGAGGAAGUCAUCCUUUGCUAGAUUCUCCCCCUAGGCUCAGGGAGAGCCAGCUAAAUUCCUAUCCAGCUCUCUCUGGUGCUUUCUCAGCCUGGCAGGGAAGUUGCUAGUCUCUUUGGCAUAGUGACAUGGCUAAUUCAGACCCUUCAGUUUCAAAAUCCCAGGGUGUGGUCAAAAGCAGGGUUCCCUCUAAGCUGCACACAAGUUUUAGACCCGCUUGCAGAGCCGUGCACCAACACUCGCCACCACUCACUUUCCUGCUGGACCAGAAGGUGGGUGGUGGUGGUGGCAGUCUGGUGGGUUCUAGCAAGGCCACGUGGUGGCAGGAGGCUGCCCUGUACCUGAUUGCUUCAGCUGGAGCCGCAGUGUGGUGAGACUGUCUCUGCUGGGGCAGCCUCGUUGGCUGCUACGGGGGGCUGGAUGUUGCAUCCCAGCUGGUGGGGCCGCGUGGCUGCCCUACGCCACUUUGCCGGGUGGAGCUGUGGUGUGGUGAAACUGUCUCGAGUUCCAGCUAUGGCGGGCUGGAUGCCGAGGCCUGGCCAGGGCUGGAGCCACCACAUGGCCCCUAAACCUGGCUUUCAGCUGCAGCACUGGCCAGGUGAGCAGCUGCCAGGCAGCUGCCCUGGCCCCCGUACCCCUGCUGCUGCUGGGCAGCACAGCUCCAGCUCCCCCCUCGCCCAGCCCCAGCUCUUCCUCCCAUAAAGAGCUGCUAGCUGGCUAGGGGUCAGGCAGGCCAGCUCUGCUUCCUCCCCCUCCCAGCGAGCAGCUUCCUGUGGGGCCAGGCAGCCCAGUCCUGGGCCCACCCCCUGCAAAGAACCAGUGGAAUGGGCAGCCCAGCUGCAGCCUCCACUCAGUGAGGAUCUGCCCCCCCUGACCUCUCAGCCCCCCAUAUUGAGCUCCCCCCUGUCCUGAAUCCUGCACUCCUCUGGCCUGAGCCCUCCC